Ostrinia nubilalis (European corn borer) is the source of this 995-nucleotide messenger RNA. RefSeq lists its product as uncharacterized. Lineage: Eukaryota; Metazoa; Arthropoda; Insecta; Lepidoptera; Crambidae. Bases 166 to 879 code for a protein of 237 amino acids. The record is from RefSeq and is a predicted model, not a curated record. The transcript is spliced from 4 exons.
GGCAGUUCUUGCUUGCCAGCGGUCGUUGGCGGUCGCACCGUCAUUUGUUCUAGUGCUGUGAGUGAGUGAAGUGUUAACGGUAUAAGUGAAGCGGUCGGCACUACAGAUCGCUUGGAGAUGGUGAGCAACUGAAUCAGAUAAAAACAAGUCUUCACAACAGAAACAAUGCCUCGUCUAGAACAAUCGCCGCCGGAGGAUUUCCGUAGGGUCCUGCGCGAGAAAGCGCUCAGCCACAGUCUGUUUUAUCUGAAACUCGGCGCAGGAGUGUCGCCGCAGCACGCGCGGGAGUCGCAAGCGCGCAGGAUGAGCGGCAGUGCGGUUGCGCGCGCGCCGCCGGCUGGCCGCGUCACACGGCAUGCGCAGCCCCGCGUUUCCGAGCUCUUGCGGCGCUUCGAACCCCGACCCAUGCAGUAUCUCCGCCCGCCGCGGGCCACGUCUCCUCCCGAGGACAUCUCAUCAUCAGAUGACGACGACAGAGCCGCUGUCAGGCGGCGAAGCCGUGACUUGAGCGACGACUCCGCUGUGGAGUUGGAGACGCGGCUGCGGAGGCAUUCCCAUCCGAGGGACAUCACUCCGCCUCCUGACGCCAUGUCCCCGAGACGGGAGAGAACUCUGAUUGAGGCUCACGUGGUGGAGUUGGGACGGAGGGGGAGUGAGGGGUGUGAGACCAGAGGGCGAUGCGUGAGGACGCCCAGCGUGGUCGUCAGCGACUACUCCGAUGGCGUGGCCGUCGGUGCUACUCAAGAAGAAGUGGACUGGCUGCGGUCCAGGUCCCUGUCAGCCGACUCCGCCUGUUCCUCGUGCUCCACGUUAUCCAGUCGCGACGAUGAGGAGUUCGAGUCCCCGACUAUGCCAAAAAAGAUGAUAAGCACGGACUGAGGGCACCUUGACCUGAGCGACCUGGGAGGCAGGGCUGCUGGGUGGGUGUCGGGACCAGUGUAGGACGGGAUAUGCGCCUUGGCAAUUUCAGGGAAAAUUUUCCAGGGAAACUUUGC